Molecule: messenger RNA, 2526 nt
Organism: Exophiala xenobiotica
Lineage: Eukaryota; Fungi; Ascomycota; Eurotiomycetes; Chaetothyriales; Herpotrichiellaceae
Exons: 1
Coding region: 451-2088 (545 amino acids)
Biological process (GO): regulation of nitrogen utilization; negative regulation of transcription by RNA polymerase II; mitochondria-nucleus signaling pathway
Cellular component (GO): cytoplasm
Source: RefSeq, a predicted model, not a curated record
CAUCCAUGGCCCUCCCUGGUCAUGGCCCUUUCCCGGCCCACUGGCACUUGCGUGCAUCUUGCCCCCGGUUUGUUCUUUGUUAGUUAUACCGCUUCCCUUCCCCAGCGCCUCGCCUUCCCACUUGCUUCAUUCACCAAACCAAACCGCACCGCACACAAACACCCUCACACGCCAGAGUCUAUGGCCUACACCCUCGCUUUACGCUCUACCCGCUCUCGAAGCAUCGACUUCAUCUCCAUAUCGGAUCUCUAGCCCUGGUUGCCCCAGAACAGCUGUUCCCAACUGAUCGGAACCGAGCACUCGAUUGCGUCACAAGCCCAUCACACCAGAUCCCACCGUUUGCGGCCAUUGCAAAUCACGAGCAAAUACCACGGUCUACUCCUACUUCAAGGCGCGCUCCUGCCCUUGCGCUUAUCCUUCUCGCCUCAAAACCCCCUUUCGGCUCGAUAGAUGCAAUUCAAGAUGCAAUCGUGUCCGGUCCCCGAAGUCUUACAAUUAGACGCCCUCAAGAUGCAUCAGAUCGAUCCUUCAAAUGCCAUCAGUUUAAAGGCCAUGUGGACCAUGUUCAGCAAGUGCUCAGAAACAAUCAAAGAGGGCCACAGAUAUGAAAACAUGAGUUGGCGAGUAUGGUCUCGAGAAUCACUUUGCGUGACGCCGGUCGACUCUCCACCAGCCACAUCCCGAGUGCCAUCUUUGUCCAACUCCUUCUCUUCCGACGACAGCUUGCACGAGAAGCCGCUUUCAAGCCGGUCUAGGUCAUAUGGACAGGAUGAAUGCGCCAGUUCACUCUCAAAAUCACGCCACCUGACUUCCAACACUCUCGAAAAAAUUAUGGUCAAGAUACAAGAAAAAUCCGAAUUAUGUCCUUUGUCUCCUUCGAUCGAAGCCAGUCUCCCGAACCUUGCAAAGGCAGCACCUAUUCCCAACGUCGAGACUGAAGCCGACCCCAGACCUCUACAUGACUCGACUGACUCGUGUUUGUCCAAUACUACCACUGCCACUAGAAGUACAACAGCUCGUCAAAUCGAACAUCGUGACUCGGAUACCUCGGUCUCUUCGGAUGGUCUGAUUCGGUCCGGAUCAAUUGUGCACGGCUUCUCUCCAGCUGCAUCAUCUUUCCGCUCACGACAGCAAAGCACUGGCGUGCAACCAGUGCCUUCAUCGAAACUAAUACCCAAAACCAAUCCCACUAUCAAGGCUGGCAUGUUCACCCUUGGCGGAUCUUCAGAGGACGAUGAGUCCUCAUUUGAGCAAAGAGUACUUUCACACAAAGCUCCACCUCCCAAAAGCUCGCUGUCACAAAGCCUGAGCAAGACAAAUCUGAAACCAGGGUCACAGUCGAAGAUGCAGCCCAAGCGGACGUCAUUCAAAGAUGUCGUUGCUGAACGAAGAAUACAAGAAGACGCUGAGAAUGAUGAAGGCGCCAUUGAAAGCAGUGAUGAAGAGGAUGAUACUGAUGAGGUGAUGGAGUCGGCCAUUGACGAAGACGAGGAAGAAGACGGUGACGAUUGGGAAGACUCAAAUUCAGACGAUGGUAAGGUCGUGCAAGAAGCUCACGUUUUCCGACGCGUCGACAGUCGUCCUGACUUGGUCUCACGUCGCUCCAUGUUGACUUUAGCACUCAACAAAUCCCAAACCGGGCUCAACCACGCGUAUUCACAACCUGCAUUACAGCGGAAUCGAACAGGGUCGACACAAGCCGAGCGCCUGGCCGUCUCGCCUGAUGAGGAUGACGGGAUGAUGAUGCAGACGUCCGGGCGGCGACCAAUACAGAUUCCUCCUCCAAACCCAUCCGCUAAGAGCGUGGCACAUUCUCCUCGGACCACCAGGAGAAACAUGUUGUCCACAGAACUGACUGAAUCUCUCCGGAAAAACCUGCUAUGGGAAAGACAACAAAAGUCUCAGACUGCCAACGCUUUCCUGAAGAGACGGAAUGCUCAAAGCAUGGCCAACCUUCAAUCUCAUACUAUGCCAGCUGCGGGACCUUCUCAGCCUCCCCCACCAACAGCCUUGCAGGAGACGUCCAAGAACAACUCUUGGAACCACUACUUUGACAAUCCUUGGGAAUACCACACCAAAGGCUGGUAGAGGUGUUACGACCUAUGGAUUUGUAUAUACUUGCAUUUGUAUUUUCUGAUUCCUGUCUUGCGUUCUUAGCGGGUUCACGCUGUGUAUGUGUUUAUGACCCUGAUACCUGAUUUAUCAACGGAUGGCAGGCGGAAAAUGGAAAAAUGGAUGGUGAGGCUACGCCCCAUCCCGGUCUUUGUUUGGCACAUUUCUCGGAACUCUUUGUUUGUUUCUCGGGCGGUCCAAAAGCGAGAAAGAUCUAUCAUGCCAUCUUCGCCUCUGGUCUACGUCGAAGCAAUUCGAGGGUGGUUGGGAAGGCAAGGCUUAUCCCUUCAUCUGCAUCACAUGAUGCGAACUUUGUACUAUAUCACGACGUACCACCAUACCCUUUUCCCAGUUUUGAAGCAGUAUGCCUGUAUCAAUAGUAUUGUAUGUGUCAACAGAUGACAUUGUCUUAAC